AUGGAUGAGUGGGUUGGAAACAUAUCACUCUCAGCCGGAGAGCUUAUAGAAGAUAUACGCGUAGUGCUCGAUCCCGCUUUAUCGUCCCCCCACUCUACCCUCCCUAAUGACCUCGAAUAUGUCGCGAUAGUCGAUAUCUCCUAUCUACCAUUGUAUCUCGCCGUUGGACCAAGCCUCCGGGUCCACAGUGGCUCAGAAACCUCACAAGGCUGGUUCAAUGCGGCAAUAAAUCCCACAUCUGGUCCACCAAGCCACCCAGACCCCGAGCAUGAUGUGGAAGAAUCACUGGCAUGGAGCGUUUCCUCAUAUAAGCACGCGCAAUAUCCCCUAGGGAUCUUGACCCGGCCAAAAGGCUCGUCACCCGUAACAUGGAAUGGCCUCCACAUUACCGAACUACUCUUCUACGGUGUCCGCCUACCUGGCACCUCUCACCCCGCGGUCUUCGUCCAAGCCUACUCCUCCGACCUCCUCACUCGCAUUCCAGGCACAACCACGCCACCCCUCUCCACCACCGGCUCACCAACCCUAGUCGCCACUCCGGACGUUGACGACGAUCUCACCCCGCAGUUCCUCCCUCCGUUUGCCGCCGACGUCACGCAGCCUGACCUCGAGUCUCGGAAGCGGAAACACCUCGAAGACGUCUUCGAUUCCGCCAAGCAGCAGAACCGCAAGGCGCGACGGGCGAUCACCGAGGCUGUCCAAUGGGGGGGUUCGCACCCGAAUGUGAGCGAGCGGCGGCGGAUAUCGGUGCUGGAUGGGUGGGAGAAGGAGGCGACGGGGCAGGGGGAUACGCACGGUUGGUCGCAGAGCCAGUGUAGUACUCCAUUGCUGUCGCCGCAGAAACGGGGCAAGGGAUCUAGGACGGGCGCCGAGGAGGAGGGGGUAUUAGAGGGGAAGAAUAAGGAGUUGAUCUCAAGAGUGGUGAUGACGGGGUUGAGGAUGUAUGGGUAUGAGAAGCCCAAGAGGAAGAGUGGUGAUGUUACGGCAUGUGACGAUGGGACGAGAGAUCGGCAGGCACUUGAUGAAGAUGAAUAUAAAGGGCUGUAUCAUCAAGUGUACAAGGGUACUGUCUUUGCUUUGCGAAAUCAUAUUUCACGGACAUCACUACAUACCCAUACAGCAGUCAUCAGGGAUACUGUGGACAAGUUGCUGGCGAUAUUCAGCACUGAGCCACCGGAACUUCCACGAGACAAUGGUUAG
Eremomyces bilateralis CBS 781.70 is the source of this 1200-nucleotide messenger RNA. RefSeq lists its product as uncharacterized. Bases 1 to 1200 code for a protein of 399 amino acids. The transcript has 3 exons. The record is from RefSeq and is a predicted model, not a curated record. Lineage: Eukaryota; Fungi; Ascomycota; Dothideomycetes; Eremomycetales; Eremomycetaceae.